UUGGAGUUCAUUUUGUUUGACUCAUGAAGCAAUAUAGGCCGCACUGCCACAGCCGCUUCCUUCCCGCAGCUUCAGCCGCUCGAUCGCCCUCCCGAGCGCGAGCCGCAGCACCGCUGCGCAGCCCUUCGCGGUCCAUGGCAGCGAAUUCCCUUCGGGGCGGUAAGAAUGUCUAUGGACCUCAUUGCUUGCAGAGCAACUGGUUCGAGGAGCGCUUGGAGCCUGUGAAGCAUCAGGCAGCUCUUGAGAAACUUCAUCAACUUCCUGCUGCUUCAGCAAAGACCUGGACAAAGACCUCAGAGUCUUACGGCGAGCAGUUCAAGGAGGUCAUGGACAAGAAGGGCCCCGCCUUGGAAUCCGCAAGCUGGCUUAGCUACAUGAAGACUGACGCGGCAGACAUGUACGCUUCGACUCAUGUGAAGUCCUUCCAGCAUCCGGGCCUCAUGGUUGACUCAAGUGAGCUGAAAUUGCCGAUGACAGUGGAGCAGCUUGAGAAGUACCGGGAAACCUGGACCAAAGGAGAUGCAGAUCGUUUUCAACGAGGUUGACUGGACCAAAGAGACGGUCGAAAAGGAGAGGCAUGCCGUUGUUGGAGCUCCCCUUGCCGUAGUUGCAUUCGCGUAGCUCUAGGAAUUCGUGAGAAGCCGCAAUGCAGGAUGGGGCAGCUUAGUUGGCUUGUGGAGCU
Messenger RNA from Durusdinium trenchii, 682 nucleotides. Lineage: Eukaryota; Dinophyceae; Suessiales; Symbiodiniaceae. The record is from the annotation of a GenBank genome assembly.